AUGAGGUCGACGUCGGUAUCGCCGAAGGUGUGCGGUUGUCGGUGCCCUGGUUGCGAGCUGAGUUGCAUCGACCAUCGAUCCUACUUUGACUCUGUUACGGUGUGCCCUGAGAGCUACGCUCUAUUUGACCGCCGUUCCACAGAAACGAGCUCACUCGACUCUGACUUCCUCUGCGGUGCACCGUGCAAUCCAAAAACACCACUAUUAAUAAAGCGAGGCCGGAAAAUAGGGUCCAGAAAAGCAGACGAAAAUCAUGACACCGAUGUAACAGACAAACGGCGGGGCUCGCUCAAGUUCAAGAUCACUGCUGCUGUCCUCGACUCAUCGCCGACUCAGGCGAGCUCCUGCGACUCGGCGAGCUUCGAUCUGCGCUGCGAGACAGCGAAAGCGCACGUCUCGGCCUCGCACGCUUCGUGCUGCGGCCAAGCCGGACGUCGACUGCAGAAGGCAAAUGUACAAACAAGCGUACCUACAACGACCCCUCGCUUGGAGAUCGACGUCGACACCCACCGUCGCUAUAGGCUCUUUGACGAGCUUGUGGAUGCACAGGCUGGAAGCCCAUGUCUAUGUGCGCUUCGGAAUCCCUUCUCCCCCUGUCACAUGAGAGGCUUACUGCGGGUCUCAGAUGCCUUCCCGCCCCUCUGUCGAAGCAAGUGA
Molecule: messenger RNA, 657 nt
Organism: Pseudozyma hubeiensis SY62
Lineage: Eukaryota; Fungi; Basidiomycota; Ustilaginomycetes; Ustilaginales; Ustilaginaceae
Exons: 4
Coding region: 1-657 (218 amino acids)
Source: RefSeq, a predicted model, not a curated record